UCUUCGCCCAUCUAAUCAGAGACGAACAUAGUCGCCCUAGGUGGCCGAGAAAAAUAAUCGUCAACCGGAGAUGCGAAAUCGGAAAAUCAGAUACUUCUUCCUACUCCUCGCCGUAGUAUUUCCGGUUGCUACACUCGCCCGGCAAUUCGUCCUCGUCAUCUCACAAGACGAUAUCAAGGACCUCGGAACUGAUGCCACCGCCGCCGCCGAAACUGAUUCCACGGAGCCCGGAUUCGACGAUUUUAUAGACUCCGAUGCGAAACCAGACCACGAGCUCGACCCGGGUUCAUGGAGCCCGAUCUUCGAGCCAGGCACGGAUCCGGUUAAUCAAGACGAGCAGGAGGCGGCGUACUACAAGGCCGUCAGGAAGAUCGUGACCGCUUCCAGCCGGGGGGACGCCAGGGGUAUGGAGGAGGCCGCGUCGCAGAUGGAGGCCGCCUCCGCCGCGGGACACGCGCACGCGCAGUCGGUGAUGGGGUUUUUGUACGGUAUGGGAAUGGUGAGGGAGAGGAACAAAGCCAAGUCGUUUUUGUUCCACCAUUUUGCUUCUGAGGGCGGCAAUAUGCAAUCAAAGAUGGCACUUGCUUAUGCAUACACUCGCCAAGAAAUGCAUGAUAAAGCAGUUACGCUAUAUGCUGAAUUGGCAGAGGUUGCUAUAAAUAGUUUUCUAAUUUCAAAGGACUCCCCUGUGAUUGAACCAGUUCGUAUACAUACUGGAACAGAGGAAAAUAAAGACGCGUUGAGGAAGUCUCGAGGAGAAGAGGAUGAGGACUUCCAGAUUUUGGAAUACCAAGCACAGAAAGGGAAUGCAGGGGCAAUGUAUAAAAUUGGUAUAUUCUACUACUUUGGAUUGAGGGGAGUGAGACGUGAUCAUGUCAAGGCAUUAUCGUGGUUUUUGAAGGCUGUCGAUAAGGGUGAACCAAGGUCAAUGGAACUUCUUGGUGAAAUAUAUGUAAGAGGAGCUGGAGUUGAGAGGAACUACACCAAGGCUUUAGAGUGGUUAUCACUUGCUUCCAAGCAACAGCUUUAUUCAGCUUAUAAUGGCAUGGGAUAUCUUUAUGUUAAAGGUUUUGGAGUUGAAAAGAACUAUACCCAGGCAAAAGAGUAUUUUGAGAAGGCCGCUGAUAACGAUGAGCCUGGCGGAUUCUACAACCUUGGGGUGAUGUAUCUGAAAGGGAUCGGGGUAAAGAGGGAUUUGAAGCUGGCUGGCAAGUAUUUUAUACUAGCUGCUAAUGUGGGUCAGCCUAAGGCUUUUUAUCAGUUGGCAAAAAUGUUCCAUACUGGUUUGGGCCUUAAAAAGAAUGUUCCCAUGGCAACUGCCUUGUACAAACUAGUUGCAGAGCGUGGACCAUGGAGUUCUUUGUCUAGAUGGGCAUUAGAGUCGUAUUUGAAGGGAGAUGUUGGGAAAGCUUUUCUCCUGUACUCUAGGAUGGCAGAGUUGGGAUAUGAAGUUGCACAAAGUAAUGCAGCAUGGAUUCUUGACAAAUAUGGACCAAGGAGUAUGUGCAUGGGAGGAUCGGGAAUUUGCACAGAUGCAGAGAGACAUCAGCGCUCCCAUGCAUUGUGGUGGCAAGCUUCUGAGCAGGGUAAUGAACAUGCUGCCCUGCUCAUUGGAGAUGCAUACUACUAUGGUCGGGGUACUGAACGAGAUUAUGAGCGUGCAGCAGAGGCUUAUAUGCAUGCAAAAUCACAAUCCAAUGCUCAAGCCAUGUUUAAUCUGGGGUACAUGCACGAGCACGGCCAAGGAUUGCCAUUUGAUCUUCACCUUGCAAAGCGUUACUAUGAUCAAGCCUUGGAUAAUGAUGCUGCAGCAAAGUUGCCUGUAACACUCGCCCUUGCAAGCUUGUGGAUAAGAAUGAACUAUGCUGACAGCUUCAUGGUUGAUAUGAUUGAUUCGUUGCUGGAAGUUUAUCCAAAACUGGAAACAUGGGUGGAGGAUGUGCUAAUGGAAGAAGGAAACGCGACUAUACUUACACUCAUCGUCUGCCUUUUAACAGUGCUUUACCUACGCGAGCGUCAACGAAGGCAUGCUGCUGCUGCUGCUUUUGUUGGAGAGGCUCCACCUCCUCAUCAGCCAGAUGAGCAGGAUAUGCCCAUUGUCAAUUAACUUAACAUUGGUGUUGUUUUGUGUUUGGAGGAGAAAUUUUUCGCAGAAAGAUGUACAGGAGCUUCAUUUCCAUCCUAUUGCUAAAAGAAGCCGGCCUUUUUGUUGGCCAUUUUCUAGUGUAAAAAAACCAUAGUCAAGGUGCAGGUAGAAGAAGAUUUCUCUUCUCUUUUUUUUUUUUUUUUUUUUUUUUUUUUUUUUUUUUUGAAGUAUUUAACAUAGUCACGUAGAUAGCCUACCACCCAAUUGAAGUUUCUUCCGGGAAAUAUACAAAGCCUUAGCUUAUUUUCAUUUUCAAUGUCUUGUUAAUUUUUCACUGUGUUCGGAUAAAUCUGAAUUUGUGUUGAGUUCUGA
Messenger RNA from Ipomoea nil (Japanese morning glory), 2458 nucleotides. RefSeq names its product ERAD-associated E3 ubiquitin-protein ligase component HRD3A. The record is from RefSeq and is a predicted model, not a curated record. The transcript is spliced from 6 exons. Bases 71 to 2107 code for a protein of 678 amino acids. NCBI's taxonomy places the organism in Eukaryota, Viridiplantae, Streptophyta, Magnoliopsida, Solanales, Convolvulaceae. Gene Ontology annotation, molecular function: protein binding.